AUGCUGGCAGAAGGCGGAGGAAGAAGUGGAAAACAUCAACCUUUGCAGGUUGUUUCUGAUAGCGAGGACGAGGACGAUGACGAGUGCAGUGGAGUGAGCGACCGAAGCGGCAGGCGUUCAAAAGAGGGCGGGAAGGAACCCUGGUGGAAGUUUUGGAAGCGAAGUGAUCCAAAAAAGUCGGGGGCAGCUGGAGAAAGUAGUCCUUUGCUCAAAGAGCCUUCUCCAGGUCCUUCCGGUCUUUCCGAGCCUUCCACAUCAGCUGCUGGAUCAGAAGGCUUUGACAACGCCGCCAGCGGCGCACAUCCUCCAGGGGGUUGGGUCGAACACACGACUGAAGUGCUUGUUGGAGAGUUGAACUCUAGUCAUUACGAAAAGGUCAAACGUCCCUAUCAUUACCCAAAACUGGGAACUGGACAACGCUUCCAACGGUUGCGCCAAGUAUUGCAGAAGGUGGAAGAAGUAGCAAGUGGCCUUUGCUUCCUUCACAGUGGCCCCUACGCAAGCGCCUUCCUCACAGUUGCUGAUUUUAGACGAGAUACAGCUUGUGUAACCGAGGAGGCGGUCGUGUUGCUGCUGGACGAUAUGGAAAAAAAUGGCAUCCCAAACGGCGAAACGGCCACGUUGGCUUUUGUGCUUGAGAAGCCAUCAAGCGUGCCCUGCUCCGGCAAAAUUAUGUUUGAGGUCUAUGCUACGACUGGUCAAGCUGCUGGCCUAGAGGGAGAACAAUCAAAAAAGCAAUGA
Messenger RNA from Eimeria mitis, 741 nucleotides. RefSeq lists its product as uncharacterized. The record is from RefSeq and is a predicted model, not a curated record. The transcript has 7 exons. NCBI's taxonomy places the organism in Eukaryota, Apicomplexa, Conoidasida, Eucoccidiorida, Eimeriidae. Bases 1 to 741 code for a protein of 246 amino acids.